This is a messenger RNA of Salmo salar (Atlantic salmon), 4154 nucleotides long. NCBI's taxonomy places the organism in Eukaryota, Metazoa, Chordata, Actinopteri, Salmoniformes, Salmonidae. The record is from RefSeq and is a predicted model, not a curated record.
UGGCUGUAAGAAGUAAGAGAAAACAUAAUAUCUGGCUGUUUUUAAAUUGCUACUCAUGACAUUGUUAGCCAGAUGAAACUAGUUCAUAAUUUUCUUUCCAAUCUGCGUUACCCACUCCAGUCAGCAGAUGGCGAUAUGAGUCUUUCCGGUGAUGCUUCUUGCGUGACGUAUAAUCUAGUGGACGGAACUGGAGGCUUCUUCAACAGCGACAAAAGGCUUCUGAUUCAACCAACGUGGUGGUUUGCUAGCGAACAUAAAACUGAAAUAUUGGAGCUCUUUAGACCAAUCUUGUCUAUAUCACUCUUAGUGUUUUGAAUAUAAUUCUGUUGCCUAUCUACUAGUUCAUUUAAACGUAAUUUGCUUGUUAAUUUAGCAAAUGUGGUAAAUUGAUACAGCACUAGGCUAAUCGACCGGAGCAUGAGGUCACUAAACUAGACGGAGAAAGAAGCUCUGAUGAAAGGAGAGGAAGACGCUUUCAGGAUGAAAAAGGAGGAAGAGGAGGCUAUCACAUUGAAAGAAGAAGAGGAUGAUAUUACAGUGAAAGGGGAAGAUGGGGAAGAGGAGGAAGUGGAAGCUUUCAGAAUCAAAAACGAGAAAGAUGCCGUAACAUUGAAAGAAGAAAAUGUAGUGGAAGAGGAGGAAGUGGAAGCUUUCAGAAUCAAAAACGAGGAAGAUGCUGUAACAUUGAAAGAAGAAAAUGUAGUGAAAGAAGAGGAAGAACCUUUUGGAGUAAAAGAGGAAGAGGAGGCUAUCUCAAUAAAAGAGGAGGUGGACGACGUUUUGGGAGUGAAAAAGGAGGAGGAGGCUGAAUAUCAGAUUACCACCAGAGAGAGACAUGACUAUUGUGGAUCCUCUGGGAAGCCUCAACAACAUCCUGAUGCUGACGAGGCAGAGAAGAGUCUCUCCAGAUCAGAACACCAGAUGGACAACGCUAACCCUUCCUCCCUCCCGGAGUCCCUGUGUCGUGCCUCUCCCGGUAGCACCUUACUGCUGGGUAUGAAGAGGUUGUCUGUGCUGCUGGUGGACUGCAGGAAAACAACGGGGCUGAGUGGAACUGUGAGAGGAGGAGAAGAGAAGAAAGGAUCAGAUUUGACUCAUCAAAGAGGAAAACCAAACUUGGAGGAACCAAAGACGUCCAAACCAGCAAGUCGACACCUCUGCUCCCAAUGUGGAAAGAGUUUUAGUCACUUUGGAAACAUGAAAGCUCAUGAGCGUAUACACACAGGGGAGAAGCCUUUCCAUUGCCUCCAGUGUGGCAAGUGUUUUAACCUGUUAGGGGCACUGAAACAACAUGAGAUAAUACACACAGGGGAGAAGCCUUACCACUGCUCCCAGUGUGGCAAGUGUUUUAACCUGUUAGGGCCCCUGAAACGACAUGAGAGAAUACACACAGGAGAGAAGCCUUACCACUGCUCCCAGUGUGGCAAGUGUUUUAAUCUGUUAGGGGCCCUGAAACAACAUGAGAUAAUACACACAGGGGAGAAGUCUUACCACUGCUCCCAGUGUGGAAAGUGUUUCAACCAGUCAGGGGUAAUGAAACGGCACGAGAGAAUACACACAGGGGAGAAGCCUUACCACUGUUUCCAGUGUGGAAAGAGUUUUAACCAUUUAGGGAACCUGAAAAAACAUGAGAUAAUACACACAGGGGAGAAGCCGUACCACUGCUCCCAGUGUGGAAAGAGUUUUAACCAUUCAGGGGACCUGAAAAAACAUGAGAGAAUACACACAGGGGAGAAGCCUUAUCACUGCUCCCAGUGUGGAAAGUGGUUUAACCUGUUAGGGGCCCUGAAAAAACAUGAGAGAAUACACACAGGGGAGAAGCCUUACCACUGCCCCCAGUGUGGAAAGAGUUUUAACGAUUUAGGGAACCUGAAAAAACAUGAGAGAAUACACACAGGGGAGAAGCCUUACCAAUGCUCCCAGUGUGGAAAGAGUUUUAACAAUUUAGGGAACCUGAAAAAACAUGAGAGAAUACACACAGGGGAGAAGCCUUACCACUGCUCCCAGUGUGGAAAGUGUUUCAACCAGUCAGGGAAGCUGAAACGGCAUGAGACAAUACACACAGGGGAGAAGCCUUACCACUCCUCCCAGUGUGCAAAGCAUUUGCCCAUUUAUAAGCACGGGCUACAUAAGCCACAUAAGUGGACGGAGAAAGAAGCUCUGAUGAAAGGAGAGGAAGACGCUUUCAGGAUGAAAAAGGAGGAAGAGGAGGCUAUCACAUUGAAAGAAAAAGAGAAUGAUAUUACAGUGAAAGAGGAAUAUGGGAAAGAGGUUGUCAAAGUGGAAGAGGAGGUAGAAGCUUUCAGAAUCAAAAAGGAAGAAGAUGCCAUAACAUUGAAAGAAGAGAAAGAACCUUUUAAAGCAAAAGAGGAAGAGGAGGCUAUCUCAAUUAAUGAGGAGGAAGACGUUUUGGGAGUGAAAAAGGAGGAGGCUGAAGAUCGGAUUUCAACCAGUGAGAGACAUGACUAUCGUGGAUCCUCAGGGGAGCCUCAACAACAUCCUGAUGCUGAUGAGGCAGAGAAGAGUCUCUCCAGAUCAGAACACCAGAUGGACAAUGCUAGCCCUUCCUCCCUCCCGGAGUCCCCGCGUCGUGCCUCUCCUGGUAGCACCUUACUGCUGGGUAUGAAGAGGUUGUCUGUACUGCUGGUGGACUGCAGGAAAACAACGGCGCUGAGUGGAACUGUGAGAGGAGGAGAAGAGAAGAAAGGAUCAGAUUUGACACAUCAAAGAGGAAAACCAAACUUGGAGGAACCAAAGUCGUCCAAACCAGCAAGUCGACACCUCUGCUCCCAAUGUGGAAAGAGUUUUAGUCACUUUGGAAACAUGAAAGCUCAUGAGCAGAUACACACAGGGGAGAAGCCUUUCCAUUGCUCCCAGUGUGGCAAGUGCUUUAACCUGUUAGGGGCCCUGAAACAACAUGAGGUAAUACACACAGGGGAGAAGCCUUACCACUGCUCUCAGUGUGGAAAGUGUUUUAACCUGUUAGGGGCCCUGAAACAACAUAAGAGAAUACACACAGGGGAGAAGCCUUACCACUGCUCCCAGUGUGGAAAGAGUUUUAACCAUUUAGGUAACCUGAAAAAACAUAAGAGGAUACACACAGGGGAGAAGCCUUACCACUGCUCCCAGUGUGGCAAGUGUUUUAACCUGUCAAAGGACCUGAAACAGCAUAAGAGAAUUCACACAGGGGAGAAGCCUUACCACUGCUCUCAGUGUGGAAAGAGUUUUAACCAUUUAGGGAACCUGACAAAACAUAAGAGGAUACACACAGGAGAGAAGCCUUACCACUGCUCCCAGUGUGGCAAGUGUUUUAACCAGUUAGGGGCCCUGAAACAACACAAGAGAAUACACACAGGGGAGAAGCCUUACCACUGCUCCCCGUGUGGCAAGUGUUUUAACCUAUUAAGGGCCCUGAAACAACAUGAAAGAAUACACACAGGGGAGAAGCCUUACCAAUGCUCCCAGUGUGGAAAGAGUUUUAACGAUUUAGGGAACAUGAAAAAACACGAGAGAAUACACACAGGGUAGAAGCCUUACCACUGCUCCCAUUGUGGAAAGUGUUUCAACCAGUCAGGGAAGCUGAAACGGCAUGAGACAAUACACACAGGGGAGAAGCUUUACCACUCCUCCCAGUGUGCAAAGCAUUUGCCCAUUUAGUAAGCCUGAAAGAACACAUUAGACUGCACUCAGAGGAAAAUGCUUACAAUAGCUCAGACUGUGGGAAAACAUAUUAAUCAUAACAGUCACUUAAACGUCAUUAGAGAAUCCACACAGGAGAGAGAAAUUACUUCUCUUUGAGUGUAUAUUGAUAUUUCACAUCUCAUUGACUUAAAAUUCAUCAGAGAACAUACACAGUGCUCCCGUUGUCUUAUAUUGUUGACUGAUAAUGUGUUUACCUGUUUUUACCAUAUGAAAUUGCUUCUUCCAAUUAUUGAUAAACCUGUACCUGUUAAGAAACUGACUGUUAGAACUGUUAUUGCUCCAUGGAUUGAUGAGGAAUUGAUCAUCUGUAUGGUUGAAGGAGAUGGGGCAAAAGGAAUGGCUAAUAAGUCUGGCUGGCUUACGUACUGCAAAUUGAGAAAUUAUGUGACCAAACUCAAUAAAAGAAUAAACUUUAUUAUGAAUUCUUGAUCAAUGAUAUAAAGAAUGAUGGA